Paramuricea clavata is the source of this 7443-nucleotide messenger RNA. The record is from the annotation of a GenBank genome assembly. NCBI's taxonomy places the organism in Eukaryota, Metazoa, Cnidaria, Anthozoa, Malacalcyonacea, Plexauridae.
CUUGAGUGGAAAUGGGCCUUUAAUCCAGUUACGAGAAGCAAUCUCGGAAAGUAGCUUUCUUUUUCAUAUUGGUAUACGCAGAUAUUAAGUGAAUUUAUUGGUAUACGCAGAUAUUAAGUGAAUUUACACUUUUCUAUAGCGCUAUGAUUUCCACAGUAUAAUGCAUUAUGGCUCGGACUUCUUCGCCAAGAGAGGUGGUGUGGACACAAUAGUACCCAAACUUCGUGGGAUAAAGAAAGAAGAACUUGGAAAACAAUAUUAUUCACGUUAUACGUUUGCCCUUAGUAAUCAAGAUGUCAUUCAGACGAACCUCAUGUAUCGCUGUAAUAUAUUUAAUGGUAACUAUUUCUUUUUAUCCAGAUCCUAUCCCAGACUUCCUGGGGUCACUCUGAUUCUUGCCUUUAUUUUUUUCAUAAUCUUGUCAAGUCAACAGUUAGUACCUUGACAUUUAGAUCUCUCUUCACGCGGUCCACUCAUCUCUUCUAUGGUCUCUCACGUCCUUUGUCCUCCUUUACCUCGAGUUUUACAAUGUCAUUGACCGGUUAUCUUUCAUAUCUUAUUCCUUGUAAAUACCAUCUCGGCAAUUCACACCUCCCUCUCAACAAGUCUUCAAUGAACUAUUGAACUCAUAGGUAAAUUAAUGCAAUCCUCGAACAAAUUACCUCCACGAUCCAAUGUCUCGACAAUUGACAUUCCAUUCAUUCCAGUCUAUCAGGGACAGGGGAUGUAAAUUUGCAAGGUACUUGAGAGAUCGCCCAACGAUUCCUAAUGACAAUUUUUGCCUAAAUUUGUAUCAACCAUCUUGUUUUACAACCGUCCUGUUCUUUUCGUUUAGAAAAUGGAGGAACAAUUUUCGCGAAAUCAGGAAGCUUUCAUUCUCCGAAUUAUCCGUUACCUUAUUCAGUGUCACGUGACCGUGUAUGGAUCAUUACAAAUGGCCAAUCAAACGGCAGUUCUAUAACCUUGAGCUUUGAUGAUUUUUCUGUGGGCAAAAACGAUGGAACAGGGAUAUGCAAGAAUGAUUACUUAGAUAUCAGAAAUGGCAAAGGAUUUUUAUCACAAUAUCUCACUCAACUUUGUGGCAAUGAAAAACCUGACCCCGUCACAGUGUUAGGUGAAAGUAUAUACAUUAGGCUACAUUCACAAUUGUUGAAUCAUAAAUCUCCUGAAGUCAAGAAAGGAUUUUCAGUUCGUUUUAAAACGGAUGGUUAGUAUUUUCGACAUGAUAAAAUAUGUUUUUUAAACGAAUUAUGCAUUUAAUAUGUGUUAUGAAGCCACAUAUGUGUCUUCAUGUAGAUUUAACGAUAGGAACUGUGGCACAGGAGGGCGGCAGGGCCGGGAAGGGCACUUUAUAUUUUAUACCAAUUUUGAUGUAGAAAAUAAAAAUGAUACAUACUUUAAAAGCAUAGUGAAAAGCUUUAUGGGCAAAGACGUGUCGGGAUUGGAAGUAACUUUGCGAUCGAUAGGAUUGCAUUUCGUGAUCUAGCGAAAAGAAAGUGAGAGAUAUAAACUAUUUCAAUUGAGAAGAUCGAAAAAAGGUUAUGUUAUUUUAAUCAAGACAAAAUCUUUCAGAUAGUGUUGAUAGAACAUUGAUAUCUUUUGAAUUUGCUUCAUAAAUUAUUCUUGUUGAUUGUGGUGAUUUUUUUAUUUUUGUAGAAUGCAGCAAAGAAAUGACGAGCAUGCAAGAUUCGUUCAGCACACCAAACUUCCCUGCUCGUUACAACUCUAACACUGAUUGCGUAUGGCAAAUCCAGGUUCCUAAAGGUUAUAGAAUAAAUAUCACGUUCAAGACAUUUCAUCUUCAAGGUGUAGAUAACAAGAAAGGAUGUUUAGAUUAUGUUGACCUCCGUGAUGGUGAUUCUCCAUUUUCAACUUUCCUUGGACGUUUUUGCGGCGACAAUAAUCCUGGUGUCGUUACCUCAACUUCAAUUUCAUUUCGAGUGAUCUUCCAUUCAUCUUCACCACAUAACGAAACAUCGGCAGUUGGAUUUAGUGCGAGUUAUGAAACCGUUGGUAAGUUGCAUGACCUACGAUGCAAAAGUUAGCGUGGGAAUAUAAACUAGGAAUGUAAUAGGUCAGGUAACGUAACAAGAACGUUAACCUAGCUUGUUCACGGGUAGAAUUUUGGCUUAACCGCCGAUUGACAGGAAUGAAAACUCACUCUCGUAACUUCUGGUAUUCUAUUCUGUAGACAUAGAUGAAUGCGCUGAAAAACUAUCAGAAUGUGAACAAGCUUGUAUUAAUACAAAAGGUGGUUAUUUAUGUGGAUGUCGCGCUGGAUAUUCUUUCAUUUAUGGACUCUAUGGAACAUGCGUUGGUAUGUUGUGAAUAUGUAUUUCAUGAAUUUACGAAUUUCCACACAUUCCUCUGAUAGAAUUUCAUCAUUACAUUUUUCAUCGCUUUUUCAUCACUUCCGAAGAUAGAAUUGUCUGAAUGUUAAACGCGAGAUCUUUUCCGACAAAAGUCCAUCUCUUUGAAUGGUUUACUGUCGCAUUGUUUCCUGAUAUAAUAUUCUAUUUUAAUUUCUGAGGAAACUUUUCCAUGCCUAUUUGAUUUAUUGGCCCAAUUUUAUUAGGGAUGAUCCGUUUGGACGAACCUGGGCAAAUAAUAUAAGUUUUUUCUGUAGUCUUUUGGUUAUGUGCGGCAAACAGAUGGAUCACCUUCAAGAUGAACUAUCUGCGUAAUUUUCCUACUCGUUCUUCAAGACGAAAUUACGUGCGUUCGUCUUUGUUGAUCCUUCCGUGCGGCACUAGACAAACUAUUAGCCAAAUAUCAGGCAUAUCAUUCUAGUUAGUUCGUCUUGUUAUUACACAAAGACGGGAGGUUCCUGAAUUGGGAUGAUCCGUCGAAUAUUUGAAAAUGGAAAAAUUGAAACGAGAAAAUAUACCCUGGGAUAGUUAUAAUGUAUACAAGGUCCUCUUGCAGAUAAGAACGAGUGUGAAGAGAACAAUGGUGGAUGUUCCCAUGAUUGUGAAAAUACUGACGGAAGUUUUUACUGUACAUGUCCUGAAGGUCAUUAUCUUGUUCAAUAUGGCAAGGUUUGCACUGGUAGGUUGCUUUUUUAUCCCAAAAUUUGAAAACUACGAAUACGCAUGCUGUGUCUUUUAAUCAGUUGUUUCAUUCUUCUCAGAUAUAGAUGAAUGUGCAUUAAAACCAUGUGCGCAUGCGUGUAAAAACUAUGUUGGAGGAUUUGAAUGUUUAUGUAAUGAAGGAUAUGAAAUGAAUGACGACAAGAGAACAUGUAGAGGUGAGAUCACGUGUAAAGGCAUGGACAAACCAGGAAACACUCAUGCGCGAAAACAUUGUUUCCAAGCCAUGCUCUAAGGGUAUGCAAGAUGACAAUUUGGGCUAGUAUUCCAAAGGUCGUAGGUUCGAUUCCCACCGUGGCCGGGCAUAAGCUCGCCCGGUGUGGAUAUACACUCAGGGUAACAUCAUAAAUAUCAUAUUCACCUGAGUACACAACACCAACACAGAAAAAAAAAGAUGACAAUGUUUCCUAGUAUGUCCAGGUCUUAUGACAGGCGAUUACAGGAUGAAUUUGAAAGGCACAUUGUCGCGUCUGUCCUUUAUUUGAUAUUGUUUCUUUGUGUUGAUAUUUUUUAUAACUUUACAUUCGUCAUUAUCAAGUAUGAUAUCGGUAUUCAAACCCGAGUUUAUACCUAAUAUUUUUUUUGUAUUUAAAGUGGCUCGAUACAGUAAUCCUCGCAAAUUCCUUUAUACAAGAAUCCCGAAAACAAAACUAAAUGCUAUAUGAACAAACCCGUGUGACCAAUGCCAUAAAAAAUGACAUUUUUGCGUUACAGAAAAUGGCAUUACAAAUUUUUUUGUUUUGCUAUUGUUACUUGUUAGUUUAUUUUUUAUGUGCAAUCAUGGAUUGUAAAAUAACAAAUUAGUAUCCAUGGUGCAAUGGUGGUUUAUUUUAUUAUCCAUGGUACAAUGAUGCACGAAAAGAUUGGAGGUCACCGUGCUUCUUUUCCACAACAGGAAGAAAGAAUAUUAAUUUUUCGUUUCUCCAGGAUAUUAAUUUUUGUUAAGCCUGCUAUAUCAUUUUUUUACAUCUAGACAUAAAUGAAUGCUUGAGCUCACCAUGCCCUCAAACGUGUAUAAAUACUGAAGGAAGUUUCAAAUGUUCGUGUAACUCUGGCAGUAUAUUGGAUAAAAACACCAAUUCUUGUAAAGGUAAAAAAAUGUUGAACGAUUGAAUUUUAUUGAUCCAUUAAUUCAUCAUCAAGUGCUGUUGUUUGAAGUUGACCAAAAAAAAUCUUGACCCAAGAACUAAAUGAUGAUGCAAUAUGCAUGUCACACAACACUUGCUCUAGUUUUACAUCACUUAUGAUGCCUGCCAGGUUUUCACUAGCGUCGUGAGAAAAAGCGUAAGAAACGACAAGAGGCGAAACAAAGAAAUGUGGUGAAUUUUGCCAUGGGCAGAACAAAAGAAGUCAUCUUUCUGCUUAUUCGUAUGCCUGAAGUUGUAACACUGAUGUUAUUUCAGUUAUUUCAUCGCAGCCGUUAACAAACUAUGCAAUGCAAGAUGAUAGCAUUAACUGUCAUAAGAACAUGUAACAAUGUUUCGAAUCCUUUGGUAAACUAACGUAUUGAUUGUUUUCAUGGUCCUUACUGGCACCUGUGGUGGAGGCCAAAUCUUAAUCUCGUAUUGUAUUUUAUUGUAAUGCAUUGAUUGCAUUGCACUACGUUACAUUGUACUGUACUGUACUGUACUGUACUGUACUGUACUGUACUGUACUGUACUGUACUGUACUGUACUGUACUCAACUAAAACUGUUGCAUUGCAUUGCAUUGCACUAAAACUGUUGCAUUGCAUUGCAUUGCAUUCUUAAGUUAGCUUUAUUUAAUGUUAUUUUCAUAUAGUUAUUUUCCACUAUUUUCAUAGAAAAACUUGACCAAUGUUUUUAACUUAUAGUCCUUCCUUCAUGUGGUGGAAUAUUGAGUGAAUCGAGCGGAGAAGUUUCGUCGCCAUUGCUCCCCAGACCCCUACCACACGACAUUGAGUGUUCCUGGAACAUACUUGUGCCACGUGCAACACACAUGAACAUCGACGUGAUGGUUGCUUGGCGACGGGAUGAGGAAUGUUCCAAUCAUAUAUUGAUAAGAUACACAGAUGACACAUCAGAUGACAAUGAAAAGACGGUAAAGAUUUGUGGCAGAGAAGACUUGGUUGGGAAUCGUGCAAUCAGAUCUAACGAUGUCUGGAUUGAAUAUCAUAUCGAGGUAUACACUAUUCAGUCUCUUACCUCCCAACGCUUACAAUCGUAGCACUAAUCCUACUCCAAUUCUCACCUUAAUCAUAUCCUAAUCAUAACCCAUAUCCUAACCAAAAUACUAUACCGUCCUGUGCAUCAGUUAUUUGACGUCAUUGUGCAUGGAGGGAAUUAAAAGAAACCCCACGUGGGAUUCUUUUCCAGGCCCUGGGCAAAGAUUGACAUUGCGGAAACCAUGUAUACCAAAGUUGGACAAACCAGGAAACAUUUGUCAGAAACAUUUGCCAGAAGAGUAAUUUAAAAUUUUACACCUUACAUUUUUCAGGCCGCAACGGCUUCUAUAAGGUAAUAUAGUAUUUAACCAUUUUCUCUAUUCUAGACGGCACGCAAGAGUGAGAUGAGUUUAAGAUACACAACAAAAGACUCUCAAUGUAAAAAAACAUUGACUGGAGCUACAGGAACAAUCAAGACUCCUGGUUUCCCUUUCAAAUAUCCUGCUAACACUCGUUGUGAAUGGAGAAUCAAGAAUACAGUGAACCGUCGACUCCGUCUCAAGUUCGACAUCUUUGACAUUGAAACGUCAGAAGAAAGUUCCUGUAAAUACGAUUACUUAGAUAUCACGUUAAGAACAAGCGAUCGUAGAUAUUCUAGAAAUAUGGGCAAGUUUUGUGGAUCCACUUUAGGACGACGUGUGUUUAGGAUUGAUCCAGGGAGAGAACUUAUUCUAGUCUUUAAAUCAGAUUCAACAAUUCAUAGAGAUGGAUUUCACGCUGAAUUUAAAAUGGUUAGAAACUAAAUUUUAGAUCAAACUCUCCAUUUCUUCACUCUAACAACACUCUGGUUAAUCUUCGUGGUUAAACGUCGUGCAGGUUAACCUGUAAACAACCCUAUUUGGGUUAACUUAAUAUUCCUAGGUUUUUUACACAGUUGUCUGGUUAACAUGACCAGGUCUUCUGGUCUUCGGGUUCCUGGUAACCAGAUUAUGUUAGGUGGAUUAAUAACCAGGGCCAGGCGGCCUGGUUAUUUAUCCAUCUACAGUAACAUGGUUAAUUUAAGCAUACAGGAAAAUUAAAAAUAACAAGGAAAAUUAACCUAGAGUAUUAAGUUAACCGAAUACGGUUAUAUCUAGGUUAACCAGGAAAUAUUAACCAGAGCAUUUUUAGAGUGUUGUAGUCACUUAUAUAUAAGUUUAAUUAGUAUACACUAAUAGUGUGUGCAAUGAGCAUUAUCUAAAUGGACAUAAACUUAGCAUUGUCUGUCUGGUCACGACACAACGAUCGGAAUGUUUCAUUGUCUUUUUGUUGUUUUGAAAUUCCUUCCAUGCUAUCCAGUCGCUCAGUUUUAACAUAUUUGUGACGUUAAGCCUGGUUCACAUAUGCAUGCGGUAUGCCUGCGACUGUAUCAUUAUGCCUCUACUUGCCGCCGAAAUACCGGCAAAGUUGAACUCAAGUCAACUUUCCCGGCCUACCGCCGAUGUAACUGUGGCACUGGAGGCAAUCGGUGAUAUGUGAACCAGGCUUUAUGCUAAAUGUGUAUUAAUAGGUAUUGCAAUUUUACCAUAUAUGUUGUCUAGUGAAACAUUAAACGAUAUUAGAAUUUAAUGAUAGAAAUUGUACUAAAAUCGGAUCUUAUAGGCUACUAUCCAUGAAGAAUGGAUUGUUAUAUCAAAUUAUAUAGUGUAUAUAUAAUAUAGUUCAUAUCAUGUGGGAAUAUCUUUAAGUGCCGCACAAAUUAAAACAACUGCUUAAUAGAAUAAGCAAUCUUUUGCAUGCAGGAGUCAGGAGAUAAAUUUAAUAUAACUGAAAAACAACUAUAUACCUGAGAAAUAAAAAGUUCGAUGUUUCGAGCGAAGGCCCUAUCUAAUUAGUCUGGACGUUAUUGUAAGUUAGUAUAGUUAGUUGCUAUUAACUUCCAGACUAGGGCCUUCGCUUGUAAGAUAUGCUCCAAAGUUCCCUUCAAAGUGCCUUUUUCGUCAGACAAACACUGACAAAGGUGCCUUGAAGAUGUAGUCCUCCUCUUACUGAACGUUUAACAAUUAAUACCAGCUUAUAUAUAAUGUUCAAAAUUGUAAUAGGUUUUUAACUUUGUGUGUAUUAUAGAUUUUUAAAAUUAUAUAUAUAUAUAUAUAUAUAUAGAAUUUUUUUAAAUUUUAUGUAACUUAAUUAUAUCUGUUUCUAUACCUAUUGUUGUACAUUGUUCAUUAAAAUUCUUAAAUUAAGCCGCC